UCCAAAGAGAUUUCAUUUUCAGUCUUCUGUAUGGUACUAUUGUUGUAUUAUUGUGUAAAUUAAUUUCGAAACAUUUUUGUCAAUGGUUUCUAAAAACUUAUUUUCAUCACGAAAAACCAUAAUAAUAAAUAAACACAUACAACAGCAAAGACAUAAUAAUAAUAAGUUCUAUGUGAAACUAAUUCUCUCAGGCAAUCAGCGCUGAUUACUCAGCUAACUGGCUGAGUCGCUACAAGGAAAACGAGUGGAGCGACGUCGACGUAUAUAUUCGAAUUUUGAUAAAUCAUUAAAAGUAACUAGAAAUGCUAGAGUGAGCAAUUUGAAUUGCUAAUUUUAAGCUAUAAAGUGCCCCUUUCUAUAUUAUAAUAAUCCAAAUGUCGUUUACAAGCUCAUUCCAUAUCGAUGCGGGAUUUGUAGUUUUUAAAUCUAUAUCCAUCAUUUGGUAUGAUACCUAUGGUGUUAGGUUUGCGAGUUUUUACAGAGGACUUUGUUACAGGCCGAAGCUGUCGUAAGAGCUUCCAUAAAGAGGCAAACAUCUGACUUUCCGGAAGUUGGUGGUUGGUUUAUAAAUAAAUUGGGUAAUUAAAAUACAGCGUGUUUAUAAAUUCACCCCAUCAUUGAAAACCUGUUAAUGUAAAAUAAAUUAGAAAUGACUAAGAGUUGGAAACGUCUAGUGAGAAUAGUGAAUUAGUAUAAAGACUCAAAGUGGCACUAGUAAGUGACGGCUUUAAUUCAGAAAAGUUUUAUUUCAGAUAAGAGGCUUCCGCCUCGAUCUCGUCGAUUUCUACUAAAAUAGAACAGAAGAAUUCGACUACGGAGGACAAUAUUUCUGCUAAUACGAAUGAGAAGAUUUUAACUACGAAGAACGAUAUUUCCGCCGAUAUUUUCCAUUCAAAAUUGUCAUUAUUGACAAAUGAAGUUUCAUCUCUUAGAUCGGAUAAGAUGAUAACUAUGGAGGAGAAAAUCAAGGAACUAUAGAAAAAGAUAACAGAUAUUACUAGCAGCAUUCUCAGGUAUAGGUGGUGCUUCGGCUUUGUUACUUUUGUUAGUUCCUGUUGGAAGAAUUACAGUAACAUACCCGGAUCGUCUAAUUUUUGGAUUAUAUUGUGAAACAAAUUACACUCCGGGAGUUUCCUUGUAUCAAGAAUAUCCAUGUACUCCAAUUGAUAUGGAGAAGCAGAUGGAUACUGAACUGGAAGUGGAAUCAUGUGGAUUUGCUUGUCAAGCGGUUUUAAGUGAUAACUACACUGCAGCAAUUAUGAAUACAAAAAGAUACGAUGUACAAAUUUAUGACAUUAAAAAAAAUUCGACAUUGAUUUACACAUAUUCACUUACUAAGGAGUACAGAUUCGAGUCUGCACCAGUAACUGAAGCAAAAAGCAAAAAGAUAUUGAAUAAUGACAAAUAUAGUACCUCCAUAAGAAAGUUGUCUAAGAGUUCUUUCUAUUUUCCUGCAGUUUCUAUGUACAACUUUUCCUGUGAUUUGGAAGAGGAAGCUACAGUUAGUUGUGUUUUAGGUAGUAGUGAUCAAUUUAAUUUCGAGAGGAUGAAAAAUCCUUGGAAAGCAGGAAUAAAAUAUAUUUCACCUGAUAAUAAUAUAGAGGAAAAUAUACAGAUUUACAACAUUGAAUAUGUGAAUUCCAAGAAAGAAAAAAAUAUUACCUGCUUAGAAAAUACAGGAAUGGUAGGCAAACAUAUCUCUGUAACAAUUCCAAUAAAUUUCAAUGAAUCUACUAUUAGACAUCUGGAUCUGGGUAGCUGUGCACACCGAUGUUUAGCUACAUCUAGAAGACAGAACGUCUGUUCUAACCAAAAAACUACUAUAGAACUAAAUAUGAAUGUAACCUUUUGGUCCUAUCUUUGUAUUCGAGUUUUUGUUGGAAUUAUCAGUGGUACAUCUUUUGCCAUGUUUGAAGGUGCGGUGAUAGCUUUAUUGCGAGAACACAAGGCUGAUUAUGGUCUUCAGAGAAUAUAUGCAACUAUCGGAGGAAUGAUAAGUUCACCGGUAUCUGGAUGGAUGAUAGACUAUGCUAGCAAAGGCAAAGGCUAUACUGACUUCAGACCUGUGUUUUUUUUAUAUGCUGCUUUGAAGAUAAUUAGUGGAGUUUUGAUGCUUUUCAUUAAUCUAGAAUUCAAGAAAGCAGCUUCCAGUGUUAUUGCCGAAGUAGUGGAAAUACUCAAGAAAAUUGAACUAAUUGCUUUGUUUCUAUCCUGUGUUGUUUUAGGUUGUGCUUGGGGCUUUAUAGAGAGUUUCCUAUUUUGGCUUCUGGAUGAUCUUGGCGGCUCUAAAUCUUUAAUGGGCUUAACGGUAACAGUUGGUGGUGUAGUUGGAAUACCUUUACUCAUUCUAUCUGGACCGAUUAUCAAGAAAUUAGGACAUGCAAAUGUCAUUUUUAUUGGAUUUAUUUUUUACGCUAUACGAAUGGCUGGAUAUUCUUUGAUAUACAAUCCUUGGUUAUGUUUGAUUUUCGAGGCUAUGGAAUCUGUUACUUUUGGUUUAAGCUUCACCGCUGCUGUCACAUAUGCUGCCAAGUUGUCUACAGUUACCACUGACACUAGCAUUCAGGGAAUGCUGGGCGGACUCUAUUAUGGAGUUGGUAAAGGCAUUGGCAGUUUAAUAGGUGGUUACCUUAUAAAGAUGAUUGGAAUUCGAUACACUUUUCAAAUAUUCGCUAUAUCUACCGGGCUUAUUGGAUUGAUCUAUUUGAGCUUUUAUCACUGCCAUAUGAAAAAACAUCCAUCACAAGGCACUGAAAUAACCCUCAAAGUCAAGCCAAGAAAUGAGUUUGAUACCAUGAGUUUGAAAAUGAAGUCUGAAAUAGCUGAUAUUCAAGCUGAUCUUCCGGUUGUUUAUGAAGACGCCAUAUGUAAUCCUGCUUAUGAAACCACCGAAGUAGAGGAUGAAGAUAACGAAAUCAAAAACGACUCAAACGAACCACAAUGAAUGGUACAGUUUAAACAACCUUUAAUUUAUAUAUGUAUAUAUAUAUAUAUAUAUAUAUAUAUAUAUAUAUAUAUAUAUAUAUGUUUGAAUUUUAAAAAUCAAAUGUAUAUUUUUUGCUGUUUCAUAGUUUGUUAAUAUAGUUUUA
This is a messenger RNA of Diorhabda sublineata, 3089 nucleotides long. Its product is annotated as major facilitator superfamily domain-containing protein 6-like. Gene Ontology annotation, molecular function: transmembrane transporter activity. The transcript is spliced from 5 exons. The record is from RefSeq and is a predicted model, not a curated record. The coding region runs from base 1169 to 2944 and encodes 591 amino acids. Lineage: Eukaryota; Metazoa; Arthropoda; Insecta; Coleoptera; Chrysomelidae. Gene Ontology annotation, cellular component: membrane.